This is a messenger RNA of Pseudophryne corroboree (corroboree frog), 3711 nucleotides long. RefSeq lists its product as uncharacterized. The transcript is spliced from 3 exons. Lineage: Eukaryota; Metazoa; Chordata; Amphibia; Anura; Myobatrachidae. Bases 2374 to 3405 code for a protein of 343 amino acids. The record is from RefSeq and is a predicted model, not a curated record.
CGGGCGGCUUUCACACAAGGGCUAAAAAGAAAAACGCUUCGCCGCACCUCGGUAUAGUUUUGAGUCCGGCGGGUUCCCGUAGGCGCCUGUGGGUGGCAGAUGCCUUCUACGUCAUGCAGAGGCCAGGGCUUGGGGGUUGUUCAGGCGGUGGGCGGGGCGUGGCUUUCAGUUAGUUGACGCCCCGGGGAAAUGUGUCGGCCGUUGGGCGGAGCUUGGCAGGAGGAGAGAGAGAGAGAUCCGUGCCAGCUGUGCUGUGCUGUGAGGGGUUGAGGCAGACAGCUCCCUGCGGGUCACCUAGGGACAAGGCACUCACUGGGUGUCAUGGUUGCCUCAAUUUACAUGUCGUUCAUGUCAGAGGCGUACGUCUAUAGACUGCCUUUCUUGUGGCAGAAAUACCAGCACUGUGGCAAAAACACAGUAAUACAUAUAGUAUAGAGUGCUGUUAUAUACAAUACAGUAAUACAUAAUACAGUGCAAUAAUGUACAACAUAGUAAUACAUAAUAAAGUGCAGUAAUAUACAACACAGUACAAUACAUAACAGAGUGCAGUAAUAUACAACACAGUAAUACAUAGAGUGUAGUAAUAUACAACACAGUACAGGUUGAGUAUCCCUUUUCCAAAAUGCUUGGGACCAGAAGUAUUUUGGAUUUUCCCUUAUUUUGGAAUAAUUGCAUACCAUAAUGAGAUAUCAUGGUGAUGGAACCCAAGUCUCAGCACAGAAUACAUUUAUGUUUCAUAUACACCUUAUACACACAGCCUGAAGGUCAUUUUAGCCAAUAUUUUUAAUAACUGCAUUAAACAAAAUGUGUGUACAUACACACGAUUCAUUUAUGUUUCAUAUACACCUUAUACACACAGCCUGAAGGUCAUUUAAUACAAUAUUUUUAAUAACUUUGUGUAUUAAACAAAGUUUGUGUACAUUGAGCAACAGAAAACAAAGGUUUCACUAUCUCACUCUCACUCAAAAAAAUCAGACUUUCGGAAUAUUUGGAUAUGGGAUACUCAACCUGUAAUACAUAACAGAGUGCAGUAAUAUAGAACACAGUAAUACAUAACAGAGUACAGUAAUAUACAACACAGUAAUACAUAAUAGAGUGCAUUAAUAUACAAUAAAGUAAUACAUAACAGUGCAUUAGUAUACAACACAGUAAUACAUAACAGAGGGGGUCAUUCCGAGUUGUUCGCUCGUUGCCGAUUUUCGCAACGGAGCGUUUAAGGCAAAAAUGCGCAUGGUACGCAGUGCGCAUGCGCCAAGUAUUUUAGCACAAAACUUAGUAGAUUUACUCACGUCCGAAUGAAGAAUUUUCAUCGUUGAAGUGAUCGGAGUGUGAUUGACAGGAAGUGGGUGUUUCUGGGCGGAAACUGACCGUUUUCUGGGAGUGUGUGGAAAAACGCAGGCGUGCCAGAAUAAAACGCGGGAGUGUCUGGAGAAACGGGGGAGUGGCUGGCCGAACGCAGGGCGUGUUUGUGACGUCAAACCAGGAACGAAACGGGCUGAGCUGAUCGCAAUGUAGGAGUAAGUCUCGAGCUACUCAGAAACAGCUAAGAAAUUUCUAUUCGCAAUUCUGCUAAUCUUUCGUUCGCAAUUCUGCUAAGCUAAGAUACACUCCCAGAGGGCGGCGGCCUAGCGUGUGCAAUGCUGCUAAAAUCUGCUAGUGAGUGAACAACUCGGAAUGAGGGCCAGAGUGCAUUAAUAUACGAUACAGUAAUACAUAACAGUGCAUUAGUAUACAACACAGUAAUACAUAAUAGAGUGCAUUAAUAUACAAUGCAGUAAUACAUGGUAGAGUACAGUAAUACCACUUUCAGACAGAAAAAUCUCAAAUUCCCGGGUUUUUUUCCGGUUUUGUGAAGCCAGGAAAAACACGGGUUACAGUUCCUAACCCCCUUUCACACAGCACAUUUAACCCGGAUUAUUCCUGGGUCGACCCCUUUCAGACAGAACCCGUGUCAACCAUGCAAUAGACUUGAGUGUCAUAAGAAAUGGACUGUUUUUAUGGCACACAGAUGAGGUCAUGAAAAGUGAGUGGUGACUACUCAUUGCACUGCAUUAAUCAUGGCCGACGAGUUACUGCUGAGUAGCCUGGAGUUCCUGAGUUCUUGCUGUUUCACACAGCAAAUGAGAGCCUGAUGCAGCUGCUUGCACUGUGCUACCUGGCACAGUCUUAUGCCAAGAGGAGAAGGGAGCAAUUUCUGGCAGAGAGGGCUAAUACUCAACGCCGGUAUUUGCGCAGGAGGAGAGCCCUGAUUUUGGGCAGCAUUGCAUCUACCUGAGGUUUACCAGUACGACUAAUCGAUCUUUGUGGACCAGAGACCGCAGGCAUGGACAAGCUUUCUGGGCGACCGUGGAAGCUUAUCAGCCAGAGCAGUGCAUGGCACACUUUCGGACGUCGCAUGGUACGUUUUACUACCUGCUGGAACUUCUCACUCCAGCACUCACCAGGGGAAGCACCAACUACAUCAGGACCAUCGAGCCGUGCAGGAGACUGGCGAUUGUGUUGUGGUGGUAUGCAACCCCGGGGCAAUACCGCAUCAUCUCCUGCUUGUUCGGUGUUGGCAUAUCGAUGGUGUGUGUCCUAGUGCGGGAAGUGACCCAGGCAUUGCUGGAAACCCUUUACAACCGCUUCAUCUCCUUACCAAAAGGUUACCGGCUGGAUGAUACCAUAAAAGGUUUCCUGCGACGUAAAUAUCCCCAGUGUGCUGGAGCCAUAGAUGGGAACCACAUACCCAUUAUUGCCCCCAGAGACAACCCAGCCGAUUACUAUAACCGAAAAGGCUGGCACUCCAUCAUAAUGCAGGCUGUAGAGGACCAUAAGUAUUGUUUCACAGAUGUCUUCAUUGGCUGGCCGGGUUGUGCUCACAUCUCCCGGGUACUUGGCAACUCUGAAUUGUUCCAGAUUGCAGAGGAGAACCAACAUGGCUGGUUGUUCCCUAGAGAGAAAUCAAAGUUUGUUGAUGUGGUGGAGAUCCCGGUGCACCUUAUUGGAGAUGCGGCGUACCCUUUGAGGCGAUGGCUCAUCAAGGGCUUCACACAGCAUCUCCCACUCUCUCCGGAACAAGUGAAUUUCACCCACACUCUCAGCUCGGCCAGGAUGGUGGUGGAGGACGCCUUUGGGAGACUGAAGGGGCGCUGGCGGUGUCUACUAAAGCGCAAUGACAUUGCCAUCACCCUGGUGCCGGAUGUGGUUGCUGCUUGCUGUAUCUUCCACAACUUUUGCGAGAUACAGAAGGAACACUUCUUACUGGAGUGGAAUGUUAAGGACUAUGAACUGUGCGAUACUCCGGUAGAAGCAGCCUAUGAGGGGGAGAUACAGAUGUGUCCACUUACAUCUUUGCUUUUUUACCAAUUUGGCACAACAUGCAAAACACGGCUAAGCUGUUUUUCAGGAGUAGCGAGUGGAUGAAUUUAAAAAUUUUUGUUUGCCAUAAUAGAAUAUGUAUAACGUAACAUAGUAUAGAAGCAAAUUAAGAAAAAUCACAAGGCAUGGAUAAAUCUCUGAGUCUAUGGCUAGCAAAACCGUGCCAUAAAUGGCGGGAUAUAGCAAAGAUGUAUGUGGACACAUCUAAGUAGUUGCAGUGCAGAGGAAAUCCGCAACACCCUCACUGCUAACUUAACUACUAUGACACAGUAGAGGGACAAGGGAUAUGCUGCAAAAAAGUUUUGGUUUUAUUGUUGUUGACAAAGAUUUGGUUUUAUUGUUUAUGAAAAA